AAAUAUUUACGUUUAUGAAAAUCGAUUUAUAACGCAAAUGCUUUAGCAACCAAUGUUUAGAUUAGUCGUGUUCUUGUGUCUGUACGUCAUUGUCGUCAGAUGACAACAGUUUUUUCUCCACAUAAUACAUUGGAACCUACAUUUUAUAUAUUUUUAUCUAUUUAGUUGUACGAAAUAUCUCUCUUUGCUUCCUGACAAUACUUUCGCAGUACUUUUGCAGAUGUCGUAGAACAUAAGAGCAAUUUUACGUUCAGUAUUCAAGUCUUACAAAAUAAAAAGCGAUUCUGAAAAGUUUUAACAUCAAAGUGAUUUUGAUUUUCGAUUUUUAACAUCGAGAAAAGUCGAGCAAACGUUAUUUACGAGUUCUGUACGGUUAUUGAGAAGAAAAUCGCACUCGUUCAACAUGGCCGAUAAAAGGCACGUGUUACAUCUGCCCAAGGAUUGCUUUAACACAGUCGAGAUUUCUCAAGAAUAUUUUUCUCCGGUAUGCGAGUCCUCUACAGCGAAAGAAUAUCUAUCUUCGCCGACUGAGUAUUUCUCGCCUUACGCGACGCCGCAAACUUCGAAGAAAGAGUUCCUGGACGAGAAGCUUAAUAAUAAUAUGUUUGAAACACCUAAAAAGAUAUUUGAAGAAAACGAGAACGAACUCUCACUAAACGAUUCAUCCAAUGCGACGUGCAUCUCGGAAAUGAAUUUCAUACGACCGAAAUAUUCUAAUAAUGUGAGUCCCGCGAUCGAGAAGCUCAUGCGGAUGAUAAAAAUGCCGAGUUCAUCGACGCCUGAAAAUUCACGGACAUCGACAAAAUGCAUUUUUUCGCCAAAUUAUUCCAUCAGCAAAGCUAACGAAGAUCCCUCAAUUUACACUCUGACUAGAAAACGUUUGGAUGCGAGCUUCUCAAGUCCGAAGGCUCUCGCUACCGUUUCCCAAGAACACAGCGUGGACAGUCCCACAUUGAAAGUGACGUUGGUAAAAGAGAUCGAACCACCACUGCCUCAGAAAGUGCAAGCAUCUUCGAGAUAUCAAGAAUUCGAUUCGUUUCCGGAUGACCAGAUAGUCGUAGGCUCCCCGCUUUACAAGGAUGUUAUCUACGUGUCCGAGGUGCAUUUUUUAUUGAUGGCAUCCAACAGGAAUCGCCGGAUGAGAAUGGCAGCUUCGCGUAGAAGAGCACGAAGCAAUUCGCGAGAUAGCGCUUUUAGCGAGUUUAUGGAAUCCGAUUCAGAAUAACUGAAUGGCCAAUGGCUUAUCAUCGAUGAGAAUCGUUAAAUAGCAACCAGCAAUAUUCGAACGUUAUCUUUUAAUUUUAUUUUUCUCGAAUUAAAUUACGCAUUAUACUAGGCGAUAUAAUAAUAAAUAAUAAAUAACUUAUCAUGUUUAAUUAAUCAGAUUGUUUGGUAUCAAAGUGUUGCAUAUUGACAAGUAGUUAUUUAAUCGAAAAUAAUAUUGUUCAAUUACAUUGAUUGAUCUUGCAAUGACAGAAGAUCUGCAGGUUAAUAAUUAUGAUUAAUGGUUAUGAAAUUGCAGAUGGCAUUUUUAUCUAAAUAUAAAAGUUGAUUAAAUUUAUGAACUCUUGACAUAAUUCCGUUAUUCCCUUGAAAUGAUAUUUAGUGAGAUAUUUUGGUUGUACUAAAAUUUGAAGAUUUUUUUAAGUAUAUUUAUAUAUAUAUAUAUAAUUUGAAGUAUCUUAU
Messenger RNA from Formica exsecta, 1686 nucleotides. RefSeq lists its product as uncharacterized. The record is from RefSeq and is a predicted model, not a curated record. The transcript has 3 exons. Lineage: Eukaryota; Metazoa; Arthropoda; Insecta; Hymenoptera; Formicidae. The coding region runs from base 404 to 1225 and encodes 273 amino acids.